AUGUUUAACCCACACAUACUGGAUGCUCCAGCUGUGAUUUUUGACAACGGGUCGGGGCUCUGCAAGGCAGGCCUUUCUGGAGAGAUUGGGCCCCGGCACGUCAUCAGCUCUGUCGUGGGGCACCCGAAGUUCCAGAUGUCCUCGGCGGGCGCCAAUCAGAAGAAGUACUUUGUGGGGGAAGAAGCCCUGUACAAGUACGAGGUCUUGCACCUGCACUACCCCAUCGAGCGGGGCCUGGUCACGGGCUGGGACGACAUGGAGAGACUUUGGAAGCACCUCUUCGAGUGGGAGCUGGGCGUGAAACCCGGCGACCAGCCCGUGCUCAUGACGGAGCCCUCCCUGAACCCGCGGGAGAACCGCGAGAAGAUGGCCGAAGUCAUGUUUGAGAACUUCAACGUGCCGGCCUUCUACCUGUCGGACCAGGCCGUGCUGGCGCUCUACGCCUCCGCCUGCGUCACAGGCCUGGUGGUGGACAGCGGGGAUGGGGUCACCUGCACUGUCCCUGUCUUCGAGGGCUACUCCCUGCCCCACGCGGUCUCCAAGCUCUACGUGGCGGGCAGGGACAUCAGGGAGCUGCUCACCCGGCUCCUGCUGGCCGGCGGGCGGUCCUUCCCCUGCCUGCUGGACAAGGCCCUUGUGGACGACAUCAAGGAGAAGCUGUGCUACGUGGCCUUGGAGCCGGAGAAGGAGCUGUGCCGCAGGCCGGAGGAGGUCCUGCGGGAGUACCGGCUGCCCGACGGGAGCGUCGUCAGCAUCGGGGACCAGCUGCACCAGGCGCCCGAGGCCCUGUUCGCGCCCGAGCAGCUGGGCGUCCAAAACCCCGGGCUCUCCAGGAUGGUGUCCGGCAGCAUCACCAAGUGCGACGCCGACAUCCAGAAGAUCCUCUUUGGGGAGAUCGUGCUGUCUGGGGGCUCCACCCUGUUCCGGGGGCUGGACGACCGGCUGCUCAGGGAGCUGGAGCAGCUGGCUGCCAAAGGGACCCCCAUCAAGAUCACGGCUCCCCCCGACCGGUGGUUCUCCACGUGGAUCGGGGCCUCCAUCGUCACCUCUCUGAGCAGCUUCAAGCAGAUGUGGGUCACCUCUGCGGACUUCAAGGAGUUCGGGACAUCCGUGGUCCAGAGAAGAUGCUUCUGAGGG
This is a messenger RNA of Propithecus coquereli (Coquerel's sifaka), 1137 nucleotides long. RefSeq names its product actin-related protein T2 (gene ACTRT2). The record is from RefSeq and is a predicted model, not a curated record. Lineage: Eukaryota; Metazoa; Chordata; Mammalia; Primates; Indriidae. Bases 1 to 1134 code for a protein of 377 amino acids. The transcript has a single exon.